This is a messenger RNA of Lolium rigidum, 1581 nucleotides long. RefSeq names its product glycosyltransferase BC10-like. Gene Ontology annotation, molecular function: glycosyltransferase activity. Bases 199 to 1362 code for a protein of 387 amino acids. Gene Ontology annotation, cellular component: membrane. The record is from RefSeq and is a predicted model, not a curated record. The transcript has 2 exons. Lineage: Eukaryota; Viridiplantae; Streptophyta; Magnoliopsida; Poales; Poaceae.
ACCGCCACCAGCCUCUUCGCCCAAUCCAAGUCCCCGCCGCACCAACCACCGCCCUUCUCCCCCAGAUCUACCCUCCGCCUACGUGUUGCCCCUCGAUUCACCCGGCCUCGUGCCGGAGAUGCCACCCGCGGCCUCAAAUCUGGCAGAUUCCUCCGCCACCACCACCUCCCCCUCCUGGUAGUAGCACCAGCUCCCGCGAUGCAGGCGCGGGUGGCGUCCAUGGAGGACAUGAAGGAGGCGCGGCUCACCCAGGGCCGGCUCUUCCCGACGGGGAUGCUCAAGCUCUUCCUCGGCUUCCUCCUCCUCGGCGUCGGCCUCUCCGCCGCCGGCAUGUACAUGGCGCGCCACACGCUCGCCGCCGCCGCGCCCGCCCUCUUCCGCCCCUGCCUCGGCAACUCGCCCCCCUCCUCCUCCUCGGACCUCGAGGACGGGCUCGAGCGCUGGACCCGCCCGCCCGCGCGCGCGCGCCACGCCAUGGCGGACGAGGAGCUGCUGUGGCGCGCAUCCUUCGCGCCGCGCGUGCGCGCCUACCCGUUCCCGCGCGUGCCCAAGCUCGCCUUCAUGUUCCUCACGCGCGGCCCGCUCCCGCUGGCCCCCCUCUGGGAGCGCUUCUUCCGGGGGAACGAGGGGCGCUACUCCGUCUACGUCCACGCGCUCCCAUCCUACCGCGGCAACUACACCGCCGACUCCGUCUUCUACCAACGGGAUGUCGCCAGCAAGGUUACAGAAUGGGGUCAGAUGAGUAUGUGUGAUGCUGAGAGACGCCUGCUGGCAAAUGCUUUGCUGGAUAUAUCUAAUGAGUGGUUUGUGCUUGUGUCGGAGUCAUGCAUUCCUAUAUUUGAUUUCAACACCACAUACAAAUACUUUCAGAAUUCAAGUCAAAGCUUUGUCAUGGUGUUUGAUGAUCCUGGACCAUAUGGACGUGGCCGGUAUAAUUAUAACAUGACCCCUGAGGUUGAGCUCACACAAUGGCGCAAAGGCUCGCAAUGGUUUGAAGUAGACAGAGAACUUGCUAUCGAGAUCAUUAGAGACACACGCUAUUACCCGAAAUUCAAGGAGUUCUGCAGACCUCAUUGUUAUGUUGAUGAACACUACUUCCCUACCAUGCUCAUGAUUGAAGCUCCGCAGAGCCUUGCUAAUAGAAGUAUCACUUGGGUGGAUUGGUCAAGAGGCGGUGCACAUCCAGCCACAUUUGGUAGGCGAGAUAUCACAGAGGAAUUCCUGAAAAGGGUUCAAACCGGGCGGACUUGUUUAUACAAUAAUCAAAAUACGACGACAUGCUUCCUAUUUGCUCGGAAGUUCGCUCCAAGUGCACUGGAGCCAUUGUUAGAGUUAGCGCCCACUGUGCUCGGUUAUGGCUGAUGGAUGAUUUAACAGGUGCCCCCUGUAAGUUUUGAUAUAGAUCAGUGUAGAUUUACAUGUGUUGGGGCAUGAGCUUAUUUUGAUGGAUGACCACAUGUACUCUGCCCACAUCAUUAUACACAAAUUUGUACUAUUAUUUUGUACAGUAACCUGACAGUGGACAAGAGAACUUUUCUCUUGGGCUAUUGCGCUGUAUAUUUUGGGUUAAAAGAAUGUAUU